Molecule: messenger RNA, 585 nt
Organism: Hippoglossus stenolepis (Pacific halibut)
Lineage: Eukaryota; Metazoa; Chordata; Actinopteri; Pleuronectiformes; Pleuronectidae
Exons: 4
Coding region: 139-399 (86 amino acids)
Biological process (GO): intracellular iron ion homeostasis
Cellular component (GO): nucleus; cytosol
Molecular function (GO): 2 iron, 2 sulfur cluster binding
Source: RefSeq, a predicted model, not a curated record
CCCCUGAUUGGCCAGGGUUUUCCCUGCCGCAAAGCAAUUGGACAUUUCUCCAGUCAGUCAUGAUGUCAGCGACAAACGCCCACCUCUUCGUGCACGCUGACUGAAAUCAGGAGAUCUUCCAAUAUAAAAAAAACUGACAUGGCUGUAACAGCUGAUCACAUCCGGGACAAACUUACUAAGGAGCUCGCGGCAGUGCACGUGGAUGUGGAGGAUACAUCACCGAACAGAUGUGCAGCCAGCUUCAAAGCCCUGGUGGUGUCAUCCCAGUUCGAGGGCAAACCACUGUUACAGAGACACAGGAUGGUGAAUACGUGCCUAGCGGAGGAGCUAAAAGAGAUCCACGCUUUUGAACAGAAGACCCUCACACCAGAACAGUGGGAGAAACAGAAGUCCCAAUGACACACAGAUACACACACACACACACACACUAUCACCCUCACAUCAGUUUAUAAUGUCCACUAUAAACAGGCCUUAUACUCUUACAUGACGAAAAGACAGAUGAGUACUCUCUUUCAUCUUCUGUGAAUACGUAAUGUGGAUUUCAAUCAAUUGGAAAGUUCUGCAAUAAAAGACUUUGAUGUUCUA